UACGACAACUCUUGCUCCUACGACAACUCAAGCUCCUACGACAACUCUUGCAACUACAACAACUCCCGCUUCUACUACUCCCGCUACCUCGACUCCCAUCCUUCGUUGUGCAUCGAACCCGUGCCAAAACGGAGGGGACUGCAUAGAGGGGUUGGUUGUCGAGUGGGGCAUUCGGAACCCCUACUCGUGCAUUUGCUACGGAGUCUUUUACGGGCCGGAUUGUGAAUAUGGUGGUACCACAACUUCACCUACCUCGACUCCCAUCCUUCGUUGUGCAUCGAACCCGUGCCAAAACGGAGGGGACUGCAUAGAGGGGUUGGUUGUCGAGUGGGGCAUUCGGAACCCCUACUCGUGCAUUUGCUACGGAGUCUUUUACGGGCCGGAUUGUGAAUAUGGUGGUACCACAACUUCACCUACCACGACUCCCAUCCUUGGUUGUGCAUCGAACCCGUGCCAAAACGGAGGGGACUGCAUCGAGGGGUUGGUUGUCGAGUGGGGAAUUCGGAACCCCUACUCGUGCAUUUGCUACGGAUUCUCUUACGGCCCGGUUUGUGAAAAUAUGUUCCUUGCUUGUGAAUCGAACCCGUGCCAAAACAGAGGGGACUGCAAAGACGGGUUCGAUGUCGAGCGGGGCAUUCGGCUCCCCCACUCGUGCAUUUGCUACGAAUUAUUUUACGGCCCAAAUUGUGAAUAUGAUGUUUCCACUCCACCACCUGGGGGAUGUCUGUCUUUCCCAUGCCUCAAUGGCGGAGUCUGCGAUUCCCAACAGUUCUAUCCCUACUACAAGUGCCGAUGCAGCCCAGGCUUGACAGGCAUCAACUGUGAACAUUUUGAGUCACCGCAACUGAACUGCACAUCGCAAUCCCUGGAGCUGCAGAUCCGACUGGACGAACUGAGCGCACUCAACCUUUCACCGUAUGACAUCCACCUGGAGGACCCCUCGUGCCGUGGCUACUGCACGCAGCAGUACCUGAUCCUGCAUAGCGACUUUGAGUCCUGUGGCACCACGGCCGAGGCCCAUGGCGACACCAUCGUGUACUCGAACACGGCGUACGGCUUCGUGUCGGGAACCACAGCCAAGAAACUGCGCAUCCCCGUGCACUGCUACAUUGGGUCCGAAGGGAAUGUAGUAGCGAGCUACGUGCCCAGAGUGCAUGACAAGUACAGCUCGGGCACCUUUGACCUGAGCAUAGAGCUCUACAUGGACCAGAGCUUCGGUCAGCCUGUCCACUCGUACCCAUUCGAGGUGGACCUCGGAGCCCCGAUCUACGUGGAGGUGCUUCUCAACUCCCAUGCCAAUGACCUUCAGCUCUUUCUGGAGACGUGCAGAGCCUCCCCCUUCACCGGCGCCGAUGACAGCGACUCCUACUUCAUCAUUAGAAAUGGAUGUCAACAGGAUCUCUCAUACGUCAACUACUACAGUGGCGACAACAAGAGACAGCGUUUCAGCGUCAGAGUGUUGAGUUCUCCAAUGGCUUUCAGGUGUACCUGGAGUGCUCCGUACGCGUUUGCCAAAUUUCCGACCUGAACUCGAGAUGCCAGCGAGGGUGCGUUCGCGCCAAGCGGUCCGUGCGUGACCUCGUCAGCCGGGAUAAUCGUGCCGAGCACAAAGUGGACCUCUCCCAGGGCCCCGUGCUGCUCCGCAAGUCACGGCAGGCUUCUGGGGUGCUGAGCUCGCUGGCGGGCAUGGUGUACGCCCUGGCUGCCGCCCUGGUCGUCUCUGCCGUGUGCGUGGCCGCGGUGAAAGUCUACCGCCACCGCGCCGCAGGGCCCCGUUACAAACCCCUCGUCACGUACGAAGAAUUCACAACUUAAUGGACGCCACCUCCAACAUGAUCUCUUGCAUGAAAUCAUUAUAUAUACCAAAUAGGUGUUUGGGUUUACUUAGAAUGGAUUUCAGAAGGCAUAUAUUAAUUUAGCAGUUUAAGUCCUGUGCCAUGGGAUUAGUCUACAAUAUGGAUAUUGUAUGUGUUGGGAAAUUUGAUUUUAUUCAAGAGUACAAUGUUGGUAAACUUCCUUGAUUGACAGGUUUCAUAUGAAUGUACAAUAUAUAAUGGUGAUUAUUUAUAUUACCUGAUACAUAUCAUGAUGCAAUACAGGUACUGUAAUUUGAGAGAAAAAUACAACCUAUGAAAGUACAAUUUGAAGUUACUUUGCACAAAAUUUGGGUUAGAGAUCAUUUAACUGUUCAGGCCUAUAUUGACUUCCAGAAGACUGAUUUGUUUUGGUAAUAUUUGGGUGACCUCAAUGUGAUCAAUUUUCAACUAAUGCACUAAUGAUGUCCCACAUGUUUAAUAAUAAUUUUUUGAUUACAGUAAUUGCCAAUUAUAUUAUUUUAAACAGUAUCGUUUUCUUGUACAUUUAUAGUGCCUAUUGUAGGCCAUACAAUAACAUCUUCUCACAUGUUUAUCUUAUCUUCAUAACGGGGGACUUGAAUGGUUUCAAUUCGGAACUAUUGAGCUUCUUGUGUAUACAUGAUUGAGUAGGAGUGUGGAUCACUUUUUGCCCUUUGCUAAUUAUUGUACAUCAUAAGGUUGGUUAUGGUGAAAUAAAAUUUUAACGUGAAUUGG
This is a messenger RNA of Lethenteron reissneri (Far Eastern brook lamprey), 2570 nucleotides long. RefSeq names its product oncoprotein-induced transcript 3 protein-like. NCBI's taxonomy places the organism in Eukaryota, Metazoa, Chordata, Hyperoartia, Petromyzontiformes, Petromyzontidae. The record is from RefSeq and is a predicted model, not a curated record.